AUGGAAGCAUUAUGUUUUCAUCCAAAUUCAAAUUAUAUAGCAACAUCAUCAUCAGAUAGAAUUUUACAAAUAUGGGAUUUAUUAGAAUGUAAAAAAGGACAACAAAUGAAACCUAUUAGACAAAUGUCUGGACAUAAAUUAAAUGUUUGUAUAUUAAAAUUUUCUAAAGAUGUUACAUGUUUACUUGGACAUUCGGAUGCAAUUUUUUCUAUGGAUAUUUCUUGUGAUUGUUCAAUACUAUGUACGGGUAGUGUUGAUUUUUCAAUACAAAUAUGGAAUUUUGGACAAUUAAUUAAAGAUAAAGAUGAUGGAAAAUUAGAUACUGUUCAACGUGUUACACCGUCAGCUAAAUAUGAAUUUGUUACUUAUCGUACAAAACGAACAUCUACAACAUUAUUACAUUUUACUCGUCGUAAUUUAUUACUAGCAGCUAAUGCGGCAGUCGGUGGUGAUCGAAAAAAAGAUGGUGCAGCUGCACUAUAUGAAAUGGCUGAACCAUUUUCUAAUGGUACUAUUUUAACAGAUCUUUGUCAUAAAACAUGGUCAAUUGGUCAACCUAUUGCAAAAGGUGGUUUCGGUUGUUUAUAUGAAUGUCGUAGUACAUCAUCUAAAACACCAAUAUAUGUUGUUAAAGUUGAACCAGAUUCAAAUAGACCACUUUUUUGUGAAAUACAUUUUUAUUUACAAUUAGGAAAAAAAACAUUACAAGAUACAUUUAUUAAAGUUAAUCAUUUAGAUCAUUUAGGUGUACCACAAUUAAUUAGUCAUGGCAUGCAUAUAAAACAUUAUCUUAAUGAAAACCGUGUACAAUCAAUAGGUAAACAAAUACUUGAUAUAUUUGAAUAUAUACAUUCACAUGGUUAUGUACAUGCUGAUAUUAAAGCUGAAAAUAUUCUUAUGAAUGAUUCUAUACAUAUUUAUUUACUUGAUUAUGGUCUUGGUCGAAAAAUUUCAUUACAAUAUAAAGAAAAAAUUCAACGACGACAUGAAGGUACAUUAGAAUUUACAUCAUUAGAUGUACAUCGUGGUGCUGCACCAUCAUUUCGUGGUGAUUUAGAAAUUCUUUUUUAUAAUAUAUUACAUUGGCUUGAUGGACGUUUACCAUAG
Molecule: messenger RNA, 1107 nt
Organism: Rotaria sp. Silwood1
Lineage: Eukaryota; Metazoa; Rotifera; Eurotatoria; Philodinida; Philodinidae
Source: the annotation of a GenBank genome assembly